Messenger RNA from Metarhizium robertsii ARSEF 23, 1599 nucleotides. RefSeq names its product H3 K56 histone acetylation protein KAT11. The transcript has a single exon. The record is from RefSeq and is a predicted model, not a curated record. Gene Ontology annotation, molecular function: histone H3K56 acetyltransferase activity. Bases 1 to 1599 code for a protein of 532 amino acids. NCBI's taxonomy places the organism in Eukaryota, Fungi, Ascomycota, Sordariomycetes, Hypocreales, Clavicipitaceae. Gene Ontology annotation, biological process: DNA damage response. Gene Ontology annotation, cellular component: nucleus.
AUGACGACUCUGAUAGAGCUAACAGGCUGCGACACCAACCUAAUAAACCGUCUACGCCCUGUGCUGCCCAAGGACAUCCCCUUCGUUGUCCACCACGUCUCAACCCCCCCUUGGAAGACGGAUGCCAUCUACUCUGCACCGCCCAACCGACGACCCGAUCGAACCUACUGCGAGAACCACUUCCUCACCGUGUCAAUCGACAUCCCGCAUAGUGGCGAGCCGUCACAAAAUGGUACAGAGCCCAACAAACAGGUCAUCGUGUUUGGCAUCGAGAUCUUCAUCUACACGACAGCCCAUUCAACGACGCUGUUUGUUUCCAAAGCCGAUUCCACCGGCUACCUGCCCUUGUUGAACCUGCCCAAGGGAACACCGAGUCCCAUCCGCGGAGUGUGCGCCACAUUCAUCGAGCACCUCGUCGCUGCGCGGAGACGCCAAGGCAUUCCCUUCAUCGUCAGCCUCUUCGCAAGAUCGCAAGGCCAAUACCUUUUCCCAGGGAGCAUCGACCACGAAGCCAAGCACGUACUCGACGACCGGGCACUAGUGAGGUGGUGGUGCCGCGUGCUCGAUCCGCUCAUCACAUCCCCCCCAGACAAAGGCACCACGUGGAAGAAUGCAAAAGGCUACCUGAUCAUUCCCGGCCUAGACACCCACGAGACGCGCGCCUUUGUCCCUCGCACCGCAGCGGCCGCAUCAUCAUGGGCCCUCACGCACCCCCUCGAACGAAUAUCCCAUUACACCCGAGAAUACGACUGGGUGCCGCCGCGGUGCCUCAUCCCCCGGUUUCCAGAUGACCCCAAGUCCCGCUUCCGCGACGAGCUAGACGAAGAGGCCGGCCAGUCUGGCGCCAUGAAGGCCGCCGGCAGCUGGAAGACGGUCAAGACACUAGACGUGUUUUGGGACAUGAUGGCCUUUAGACAGGAAUGCUCGAGCGGUAGGAUGACGGGCUUCAUCUGGGUCGUCUUUGACAACGAAGCGCCCGCCGGGGCCGUACAGGGCGAGCCCGAGUCCGCAAUGCCUCGGGCGCCGUCCCCCAAUACCGGCAGACUUUUCCCUCCCAGGGCAAACAAAUUCGAAAAGUAUGCCAGAAGCAAAUCACAACGGAAAAAGUCCAAGUUGAAAGGACCCAUCCAACCCCGCCAGCCACGGGCCAAGACGGGACAAAGAAAUUAUCUUCUCAAGACGCCGAUUCGAAGCCCGUAUUACUACUGGCCUGUGCAAGGCCGGGGAUCCCGCAUCAUCAAUGAAUCCUCGUACAAGCGCGCUGUAGAAAUGAUGCUGCGUUUGGACUUUUCCAGCGUAGACAAGGCCGUCGCUAGCUCUCGGCGAUGGACGAGUGAGGUUGGUUUCGGCAGUGACUGGGGACAGACAGUGGUGGGUGCGCAGGAUCCGCCAACUCUUGCUGCAGGGGACGGUGAGGGCGAGGCAAGAGAUCUAUCGGGGCUAGUUAAGAGGAAGAGGGCAGAUACGACGGACGGAGGGGCAGUGAAUGUUCUUGGGGCAGGGCUCGUAAAGAAGAAGGCCAAGGCGGAGGAUGACGCGCCUCAAGUUAAUGUUUUAACAUCUGGAUUGGUAAGAAAGAAGCCCAAGGCUGGAGACUGA